Molecule: messenger RNA, 4080 nt
Organism: Anopheles cruzii
Lineage: Eukaryota; Metazoa; Arthropoda; Insecta; Diptera; Culicidae
Product: nephrin-like
Exons: 22
Coding region: 1-4080 (1359 amino acids)
Molecular function (GO): protein binding
Source: RefSeq, a predicted model, not a curated record
AUGAAUCAACGGAAGCUGCCAAGGGCUGUUUUAACGAUAUUAACAGUACUACCUCUGUGGCUGGCGGCAGUGGGAGCCGUGGCCCAACAGCAGCAGCAGCAGCAGAAAUUCCGAGUCAAGCCACUGGACCUGCUAGUGGCGGAGGGCUCCGAGGCACUGUUGCGCUGCGAAAUUCAGAAUACUGCCGGCGCGGUGCAAUGGACGAAGGAUGGCGAGGUGCUGGGCUACGAAGAGGCCACGCAGAGCAUCACCGGUUACCCGCGGUACUCGAUGCUCCGUAACGGAGGCUCGGGCAUCUACAACUUACGCAUCGCGAACGUCACGCUCGAAGACGACGACGAGUACGAGUGCCAGGUGCAUCCCUACAUGCACCACAAACCAAUCCGAGCCAAAGCAAAGCUCACUGUGAUAGUUCCGCCGGCUUCGAUCGACAUCCAGGGCCACGGCCAGCACGCGAAGGUAGACGUCCGGGAAGGCCAGGACCUGGUGCUGACGUGUGUCGUCCCGAGUGCCAAGCCCGCCGCACAGAUCGUCUGGUACCGAGCGAACGUGGAGUACAAACCUGAUACCAUCGAAACGAAGACGGCGGAAGUGACCGGUGGCCGCUACACCGUGACGUCGAAGCUGCGCCUGAAGCCGACCUCGGACGAUGACUACGUCGACUACACGUGCCAGGCCCGCCACCAGGCCAUCCCGGAGGACCGACCACUGCAGAGCACCGUGCAGCUGUCCGUGCAGUACCCACCAGGAGCGCCGUACAUCGAAGGCUACACACCGGGCGAACCGGUCAGAAGUGGACAGCGCGUGGAGCUGGUCUGCCGCAGCCGCGGUGGCAAUCCACCGGCACAGCUGAUUUGGUACAAAAACGACAACCAAGUCCGGAUGGCCUACCGGACCGCGGACCGGAUGUCGGAGAACAUCUACUCGUUCGUGGCGGAAGCGAACGACAACAAGGCCCGGUUGCGCUGCGAAGCCAACAACAAUAUGGCCACGAGGAUUCUGAAAACGGAACUAACACUAAGCGUGCUCUUUCCACCCGCCCAUGUUAUCGUGUCGGGGUCGUCGGAGGCACGUGUCGGUGAAUCGGUGGCCCUACAGUGUCAAACGGCUCCUUCGAACCCGAAAGCGGACAUCAAGUGGGUCGUGAACGGGCAGCAGGUUAAUAAUGCCACCGCGAAGGUGGUGCCCAGUCCGGAAGGCGGCUGGGUUACGACCUCGAACAUCACGGCCACGGUCGAGGCGAGCAAACGGUCGAUGGUCGCUAUCUGUCACGGGCUAAACAUGAAACUGACCGAGAACGUGCAAGCUACUCACACCGUCAACGUGCUCCUUCCUCCAGGGCCUCCGAUUAUUUCGGGGUACAUCGAAGGAUCGAUCAUACCGGCCGGCACGAAGCAGAAGCUAAUGUGUGUUUCGUCCGGUGGAAACCCUCUCGCAACACUCACCUGGUACAAAAAUGACAAAAAGAUCCAAUCCGUCAGCCGAACCACGGACCAAUCGGUUUCGGCCGAGCUGUCGAUACUGGCGAACGUCACCGACAAUCAGGCCCGGUACCGAUGCGAGGCACACAAUUCGGCCACCGAGAUUCCGCUCUUCGAGACGAAGGUCCUCGCCGUGCAUUUCGCUCCGGAUACGGCCAAAGUGCGCGUCGAGCCGUCGGAGCUGCGGCCCGGCACCGAGGCCACGCUGGUGUGCGAUUCCAGUUCCAGCAAUCCACCGGCGAGAAUUUCCUGGUGGCACCAAGGACUCCCGCAGGAAGGUUCGAACGGCACGUCCAAGCCGGGCCUGUGGAGUGGCACCGUAUCGUCGCUGGAGCUGAAGCUGAACAUCACGCAGGAUAUGAACGGCCACGUCUACACCUGCCAGAGCACCAACGAGGCAUUACAGCGCAGCAUCAACGUGGCCGUCAACCUGCAAGUACUGUACGCACCGAAGUUCUCGCCUCCGACGACGACCAGCGUUAGCGGCGUGGAAGGUGAACCCCUGACCGUGGCCCUGCUGGCGACCGGUAACCCGAUGUCCAUCGCCUACACCUGGACCAAGGACGGGCAGCCGAUAACGGAAUCCGGUGUACCGAGAAUCGUCUCCGAGGGACCGAUCCUGAACGUUACCCGCCUGAAGCGGACCGACGCCGGCGUCUACACAUGUGAAGCCGUCAACUCCCAGGGGUCGGCGAUGAUUAAUAUCACGGUGCAGGUCAAGUAUGCUGCGACGAUCCAAUCCGUUUCGGAGAAUGUAAUCGUAAAUCCGGGCGAAAACGCAACACUAAACUGCACCGUCGACGGAAACCCAUUAACGCCGGAGCACAUUCGCUGGGAGCGCACCGGGUACGACCUGGCCGGGAAAACGUCAACGACCUACGCCAACGACACCGCCAGCCUGCUGGUGCGGGACGCGCACCGGGACGACGUUGGAUAUUUCCGGUGCAUCGCCGAUAAUCGUGUCGCGAGCAAGCCGGCCACUCGUGACGUUCUGCUGAUUGUCAACUUUGCACCGGAGAUCGACAAAUCUCCGACGAUGCUCCGAGCGGCGGCCGGUGCUGGGGAACGCGCAGAGCUUCCGUGUCGUGCGCAGGCCGCUCCGGGUCCAGUCUUCCGGUGGUUCCGCGCCGGAGCCGAGCUGCGCGUCAACCAGACGGCCAAGUAUCAGGUGGCCCAACGGCAGCUCGAUCCACUGACCCACGAGUCCGUGCUGCUGAUCGAGCACACUUCGUCGAGCGACUACGGCGAGUACGAGUGUCGGGCGGAUAACGAUCUCGGCACGGGCAGUGCCAUCGGUCGGCUGGACAUUAAAUCACCUCCAGAAUCGCCGGCCACCCUCGCGGUACUCAACGUGACGCACAACUCCGCGACACUCGGCUGGACACCCGGCUUCGACGGUGGCCACCGGGCAACGUACCGCGUGCGGUACCGGGAAGCCUCCAGUGAUCGGUACCGCUACGAGGACGCGGCCCCGAAUGAGCACCACCUCACGCUCACCGGGCUACGCAGCGACACACUCUACCUGUUCUCGGUGAUGGCCGCCAACGUGCUCGGUUCCAGCAAGUACCUUCCCGAUUUAACGCGAGCCCAAACCCGAGGAUCGGAAGUGACGGUGCCACCGGAGCUGAGCGAAAAAGCGGAACUGCCGAGCUUCGUGAUGUUCUGCAUCGCCCUGGCCGGCCUCUGCCUGCUGAUCGUCAACGCCGGCCUGGUCGUCUGGUUUGUCAUGAAAAAGCGCUCCAAAGGCUCGUCGAAUCCGGGCAGCAAGUCGGCCACCUUCGAGAUGUACGCCCCAAGCUCGUACAACGACACGGUGACGGGUGAAACACUAUCGAGCGUCUCGGAGAAGAGCGACGCAUACUCGAACGAUGGCAGCCAACCGGACUGCAUGGACGAAACUCGGCAGAAGGCUGCCUCGACGUAUCUGGUGGACGGCAACGACUUACCGCCGCCGCGGUACCAGCAAGACGGCAGCCUCCCGCACUACGUCAGUGACGGCGGUAGCGGAAGUGGUAACAGUUACAUUACGACCCCCUCGCCCGGUCCUCCGAUGGAUGGGUCGUACUACAAUAUGAACAGUGGCCGGUACUUGUCCUAUCCACCAAUGGAACCCGAAAGUGCUUCGGAAACAUUGCGCCGCAUCGCACGGACCAUGGUUCCACCGCCGGACGUAACGCAUCACACACUGCCGCACAGGUCCCACGAUGGUAGCCUCUCGGCCGGCGUCCCACUAGCGAGCCUUAGCGGUAACAUCGCCAACGCCGUCCAAUCGACACCUAAACAACCUCAAGGCAUUCUGAAAGAUCCCAAGCGCAGCAACAGCAACGUCAGCGGUACGCUGGCUAUUUCCGCUCUUUCAGCGCACCCGACGCAGUAUCAGCAUCAAGCAGCCAUGGCUCCUUACGAUCCGUAUGCCGGUAGCAGCGGACCAAGCGGUUUGCUGACGAUGGCACCACACGUCAACUCGUCGUUAGGCAAUGGGUCCCAGCUGGCCCAGCAGGGGAUGCUGAUGGGAACGUACGAUCCGCCGGGAAGCUCGAGCCUCGCAUCGUACAACGUGUCCCUCGGAUAUACCGACGCCGACGGUCAUCUGGUGUAG